CAUUCAUAAUUCAAUGCAAAUUUAGUUGGCCAAUAGAUCCAUUGUGGAGCCAAGAGGAAUCAUGGAGUGUGAGCCAGUUACACCACCUACCACACCACCUUCAAGAGUCGAGAUAGAAUGGUUCAAUAUGGUCUGCCAUGUUGACACCCAUGACAAUCAAGUUGAAGGAGUGAGUGAUUCUUGCAAGGCUAUGAAGAAACCAGGAAAGGAAAAGUUCUCUUGCAAAAAGGAGACCCAAGAGUUGUUCAAGGGUUCUCAUCUCUCCGAUGGUCAUGGAAGAAAGCUCCAAAUGUUCAUCUUUGAAGAGAUACAUCCAAAGAAGGGAAGCCGAUUUGUCAAGGGGGACUUACCUCCUAUUCUUGAAAAUGAAGAGUUCGGGGUAUGCUACAAGCCAUUCACGGAUGAUAACAUCUCUACUAAGGAGCUUAACCCUCACCAACUUGAAAUUCAAUUCUCAAAUGGAUCAUUUCUAUCUUCAGCACCAGAUGCGGCUUCUGAGAGACUCCAUGGUCUUCACCUUGGACUUCACCAUAAGUAUGAAUUCUACGAAGGGUCAUCGGUGAAGAAUGGAGAUCUCUCCAUUUGAGCUUAAGGAAUCAAGUCCCGCGAAAAGAAUUUUAAAGACACGCUUGUUGGGAGGCAACUCAACGUUUCAGUUUGUGUAUCUUUCCUUUUACUUUUUGAUUGAAUAAUAGUUUGGUUAGUACAUAGAAAUGCAUGAAAAAUGAUUGAUACGACUUAGCCCUGACUUUUGGAUGUUUGUUUGAAUGUUUGGAUGAAAGUUUGAACUUAGGAAAGUGGAGAAAAUAAGUUGUCCUAGACAGG
This is a messenger RNA of Linum trigynum, 825 nucleotides long. The record is from the annotation of a GenBank genome assembly. Lineage: Eukaryota; Viridiplantae; Streptophyta; Magnoliopsida; Malpighiales; Linaceae.